AUGGAUCCAGAGUCCAGGAAAAGCAGCAACAACAGCAGCAGCAUUGGUAGCGGCGCUCCUACCGCCCCUGGAACUGUCACUGGAGCGAGUGCUCUUCUUGCUUCUGGUCUGACAACCUCCUUGAUGGCAGAAGAAGUGGUCAGCUUUUUGGACAGAACCUCUGUUUUGAGUUGCAUGGAAGUCACUCAGGCUGAGAAUCAGUUUCAAUUGACAAACUACUACUGCUCUGACCAUGGAAGCAAACUGGAGUGUCAAAAGGGUCUUCGUGAAGAGAUCAUUCCAAAGAAAUUCCCGUGGUUGAAAAAACAAAAAGAGAGCAAUGAUGCUGGCAAUGAACCCAAGAAAAAGCUGAAGAAAAUCGACUGUGAAGACUGUGUCAACCUGGAGCAUGGGCUUGAUCGCUGCCCUUGUUGCGAGGAAUUUUCCGAGCAGAAAUGGAUGGUUACAUGCCAAAAGCCUGGAUGCGGCAAGAAGGCCUGCGAUACCUGCCUUGAAUAUGAUCUAGUUGUGAUUGAAUACUGCGACGAUUGUCGUGAAUGGGCUUGCAAGGAUUGUGUGCCACUCGAUUACUAUUACUGUGACAUUGCCAAUACAGUUUCUGUGCCACCUGUCGAAAUCUUGUCCACUGCUCUUGUUGCGGUCAGCUUUGUGGUAAUUCUAGAAAAAGAGCAACAACAACAACAAACAGGGUGGGCUCCUUGGAUUGGGCUGAUUUCCUUGACCAAAUUUACCCUCGGGGGCAAGGGACAAACCAGGAAUUUUGCAACAGAAGCAACUCAAAGUAUUGGCUUCACGGCUCUAACCUUUAGAAGCACUAAGCUAAGGUAG
Messenger RNA from Seminavis robusta, 828 nucleotides. NCBI's taxonomy places the organism in Eukaryota, Bacillariophyta, Bacillariophyceae, Naviculales, Naviculaceae. The record is from the annotation of a GenBank genome assembly.